Molecule: messenger RNA, 6898 nt
Organism: Monodelphis domestica (gray short-tailed opossum)
Lineage: Eukaryota; Metazoa; Chordata; Mammalia; Didelphimorphia; Didelphidae
Source: RefSeq, a predicted model, not a curated record
ACUUGUUCGCUGUUUGAAUUUGGGCAGAUAUGACUCUGAACUGACUCAGUUGCUUCUUCGGGAGCAAUAAGUUUUGCAGACUCCGCAGUAUCUACCUAGCGAGAAGUCCAGGACCUAAGAGUUGGGGCGCCCCAAGGAAGGACCAGAAACUGACACUUGCGGCUCAAACUUCGGUCAGCAAUGUAGACCAAGACAAAUAGCGCUGCUUCUGGUUGGCCGGCUGCCUUCCGAGGGAGAACCAAUUGGGUGAGAGCGGAAACCGACGGACCAAUGACAGCCAUCCCUGCCAUGGUGUGGAGGAUGGAGUGUGGGUGGUUGGUCUAGAGCCAGGUGCAUCCUCGAUUUAAGUGAGGAACCGCAAGCAUCUGGCGAUUCAGGACAUUUUCCCUCCAUCUCUCCCCAGUUUGUGGUCGAGCCUGAAGACCUCGCAUUGGUGACCGGAUGGGCUCCGCUCUGCUCCUGUGGGGCUUGUUGGCUCUCCUCACGCCAGCGGCUUGCGGUCAGUGUUACUCCCCACCAAAGUUAAAUACUGCAAUACUAAAAAAUAGCUCCAAGUCUGUGUUUGACAUUGGAGAUACUUUGAUUUAUGAAUGCCUCCCUGGAUACAUGAAAAAAAAGAUUAUCGCCAUCUGCCUCGAAAGCUCAUCAUGGUCAAGUGUAAAUGACGACAUGUGUAAACGGAAAACAUGUCCAACUCCAGCAGAUCUCCUCAAUGGACGAGUGCAAACAACAGGUUCAAGCCAGUUUGGUUCAACAAUUACAUAUUCUUGCAAUGAAGGGUAUCAACUUAUUGGCCACUCAUUCAAUCAGUGCAUCCUGUCAGAACCUACUGUCAUUUGGGAGAAUGAACCACCUUUAUGUGAAGCUAUUCGUUGUGAUCUACCUCCAACCAUUCCCAAUGGAAGAUACCGAAAAACUCAAGAAUAUUUUUACUAUGGCAUGGUGGUAUCCUAUGAAUGCAAUACUGGGCCACGGGGAGAAAAGCUAUAUGACCUGGUGGGUCAAAAAACAUUAUACUGUACUAGCGAAGACAAUAAAGUUGGCAUCUGGAACAGUCCUCCACCUCAAUGUAUUACUCUAGCCAAGUGCCAGACCCCUGUAAUUGCCCAUGGAAGAAUUGUGUUGUUCACUAGACCUCCCUAUUUAUUAAAUGAUGCUGUGGAAUUGGAGUGUGACCCUGGUUUUACCAUGAAGGGCAGCAAAAUAGUUCGAUGCCAGAUUAACAGCCAAUGGGAGCCUGCAUUGCCAAUGUGCUUCAGGGGGUGUCUUCCACCUAUGGAGAUUCCCCACGGUAAACGGAGCAAGACCAAGGACUAUUUUUCCUUUGGAGAUAUUGUGUACUAUGACUGUGAACCUGGCUACUUUCUCAGUGGAUCAAAUUUCAUUAAGUGUAUAGAGCCUGGGAAGUGGAACUUUGAAACUCCGAAGUGUGAAGUGAAAUCCUGUGGGCAGUUCCUGGAUCCACUUCCUAAUGGCCAAGUUAAAUCUCCCAGUCCUCCCCAGCUUGGGACAAAGGUUGUCUUUGUUUGUAAUGAGGGGUUUCGACUUAAUGGCAGCCUUUCUAGUACAUGUGUAGCAAAGGGACUGACAGUUGGUUGGAGUAAUAAAGUGCCUGUCUGUGAACGAAUUACUUGUGGUUCUCCUCCUCCUAUCAUCAAUGGAAGGCUUUCACUCCUUUCUGGGAAUAAAUCUCCCUAUGGGACUGUAAUAAGGUAUACCUGUUUCAGGGCAUUCCGUACCAUUGGAACCAAAAUUACACAAUGCACAAGUAAAGAUCAAGUGAAUGGAGUCUGGAGUGAACCUGCCCCUCGGUGUGAGGCUUUCAGUAAAACUGCUAGUUGUUCUGAGCCCCAAGUCCGAGAGAGGCAUCUAAAGUGGAAGUUCCGACCUCCAUAUCGACACGGUGACAUCUUGACACUUGCCUGUGAUACCAACUUUACCAUGAAAGGUCACAGCACUCUGUGGUGCCAAGCAAAUAGUACCUGGGGACCAUCACCAAUGCCGACAUGUGAGAGAGAUUGUCCAUCACCUCCCACGAUCCUUAAUGGGCGACAUAGAAAUGACCACAGUGGCCCAUUUGCACCUGGGUCUUCUGUGACUUACAGUUGUGAACCUGGCUACUUGCUUGUUGGAGAAAAGACCAUUCACUGUUUGUCUUCAGGAGUCUGGAAUGCUGCUGCUCCCAAGUGUAAAGGGGCAGUGUGUGAACCUUUAAUAAAAUUCCCCAAUGGGCAGGUAAAGGAGCCUUCACAUCUUCAGAUUGGGGCAACCAUGACCUUUUCCUGUAAUGAAGGGUACCAUUUAGAGGGCCAAGUUUCUAGUCAGUGUGUGCUUACUACAGAGGGUGCUAUUUGGACUAAGAUUCCAGUCUGUAUAGAAGUGAUUUGCCCGCCACCACCUAAAAUUGAAAAUGGGAAAUAUAUGGGCAGUUCUGCAGAUGAAGUUCCAUAUGGAACCCAAAUAAUUUAUAGCUGCAAUGCUGACCCAGAAAGAGGAGUGAAAUUCAACCUCAUUGGAGAGAGCACCAUCCACUGUAUGAGUGAUCGAGAGGGCAAUGGGAUUUGGAGUGCAACUCCCCCUCGGUGUGAGCUUUCUGCUUCCUCUGUUCAGUGCCUGCCUCCCACAGUCUCCAAUGGUUACCAGAUAUCUGGACAGGGACCUCCAUAUUUCUAUAAUGGCACUGUGGCAUUUCGUUGUUAUGCGGGCUUCACUCUGAAGGGCAGCAGUCAGAUCCGCUGUAGCUCCAGUGGCACUUGGGAUCCUGAGGCUCCAAUCUGUGAAAAGGCCUGCCAGCCCCCUCCUGGAAUCCUACAUGGGCAGCACACAGGCAGGAGUGUGGGACUUUUGGACCCUGGGACAUCUGUAAACUACAGUUGUGAUCUUGGCUAUUCACUAGUAGGAGAAGCGACCAUUCACUGUACUGCUGAAGGAGUCUGGAAGCCUGUUGUGCCACACUGUAAAGGUGCUUGGGUUGUUGACUUAGUUCUUGUGUUGUUACUGAGAUUUCCAAGCCCAGAUAUUUCCAUCAGCUGCUAUGAUGACUGCCCUUUUCGUCAGACUGCAAUCCUGUGCAGCCCUCCUCCUGUGAUUGAAAAUGGGAAAUAUAUGGGCAGUUCUGCAGAUGAAGUUCCAUAUGGAACCCAAAUAAUUUAUAGCUGCAAUGCUGACCCAGAAAGAGGAGUGAAAUUCGACCUCAUUGGAGAGAGCACCAUCCACUGUAUGAGUGAUCGAGAGGGCAAUGGGAUUUGGAGUGCAACUCCCCCUCGGUGUGAGCUUUCUGCUUCCUCUGUUCAGUGCCUGCCUCCCACAGUCUCCAAUGGUUACCAGAUAUCUGCACAGGGACCUCCAUAUUUCUAUAAUGGCACUGUGGCAUUUCGUUGUUAUGCUGGCUUCACUCUGAAGGGCAGCAGUCAGAUCCGCUGUAGCUCCAGUGGCACUUGGGAUCCUGAGGCUCCAAUCUGUGAAAAGGCCUGCCAGCCCCCUCCUGGAAUCCUACAUGGGCAGCACACAGGCAGGAGUGUGGGACUUUUGGACCCUGGGACAUCUGUAAACUACAGUUGUGAUCUUGGCUAUUCACUAGUAGGAGAAGCGACCAUUCACUGUACUGCUGAAGGAGUCUGGAAGCCUGUUGUGCCACACUGUAAAGCAAUCCUGUGCAGCCCUCCUCCUGUGAUUGAAAAUGGGAAAUAUACGGGCAGUUCUGCAGAUGAAGUUCCAUAUGGAACCCAAAUAAUUUAUAGCUGCAAUGCUGACCCAGAAAGAGGAGUGAAAUUCAACCUCAUUGGAGAGAGCACCAUCCACUGUAUGAGUGAUCGAGAGGGCAAUGGGAUUUGGAGUGCAACUCCCCCUCGGUGUGAGCUUUCUGCUUCCUCUGUUCAGUGCCUGCCUCCCACAGUCUCCAAUGGUUACCAGAUAUCUGCACAGGGACCUCCAUAUUUCUAUAAUGGCACUGUGGCAUUUCGUUGUUAUGCUGGCUUCACUCUGAAGGGCAGCAGUCAGAUCCGCUGUAGCUCCAGUGGCACUUGGGAUCCUGAGGCUCCAAUCUGUGAAAAGGCCUGCCAGCCCCCUCCUGGAAUCCUACAUGGGCAGCACACAGGCAGGAGUGUGGGACUUUUGGACCCUGGGACAUCUGUAAACUACAGUUGUGAUCUUGGCUAUUCACUAGUAGGAGAAGCGACCAUUCACUGUACUGCUGAAGGAGUCUGGAAGCCUGUUGUGCCACACUGUAAAGCAAUCCUGUGCAGCCCUCCUCCUGUGAUUGAAAAUGGGAAAUAUACGGGCAGUUCUGCAGAUGAAGUUCCAUAUGGAACCCAAAUAAUUUAUAGCUGCAAUGCUGACCCAGAAAGAGGAGUGAAAUUCGACCUCAUUGGAGAGAGCACCAUCCACUGUAUGAGUGAUCGAGAGGGCAAUGGGAUUUGGAGUGCAACUCCCCCUCGGUGUGAGCUUUCUGCUUCCUCUGUUCAGUGCCUGCCUCCCACAGUCUCCAAUGGUUACCAGAUAUCUGCACAGGGACCUCCAUAUUUCUAUAAUGGCACUGUGGCAUUUCGUUGUUAUGCUGGCUUCACUCUGAAGGGCAGCAGUCAGAUCCGCUGUAGCUCCAGUGGCACUUGGGAUCCUGAGGCUCCAAUCUGUGAAAAGGCCUGCCAGCCCCCUCCUGGAAUCCUACAUGGGCAGCACACAGGCAGGAGUGUGGGACUUUUGGACCCUGGGACAUCUGUAAACUACAGUUGUGAUCUUGGCUAUUCACUAGUAGGAGAAGCGACCAUUCACUGUACUGCUGAAGGAGUCUGGAAGCCUGUUGUGCCACACUGUAAAGCAAUCCUGUGCAGCCCUCCUCCUGUGAUUGAAAAUGGGAAAUAUAUGGGCAGUUCUGCAGAUGAAGUUCCAUAUGGAACCCAAAUAAUUUAUAGCUGCAAUGCUGACCCAGAAAGAGGAGUGAAAUUCAACCUCAUUGGAGAGAGCACCAUCCACUGUAUGAGUGAUCGAGAGGGCAAUGGGAUUUGGAGUGCAACUCCCCCUUGGUGUGAGCUUUCUGCUUCCUCUGUUCAGUGCCUGCCUCCCACAGUCUCCAAUGGUUACCAGAUAUCUGCACAGGGACCUCCAUAUUUCUAUAAUGGCACUGUGGCAUUUCGUUGUUAUGCUGGCUUCACUCUGAAGGGCAGCAGUCAGAUCCGCUGUAGCUCCAGUGGCACUUGGGAUCCUGAGGCUCCAAUCUGUGAAAAGGGAAUGUCCCACUGUGAUCUUGUUAGAGAAUGUUUUUACAUAGAGAAUACUUUUUCUUCAGAGUGUCUACCACCUCCUCAGAUUCCCCAUGGUCAGCACACAGGUGGGGAGAAAAACCACUUUGCUCCUGGGAUGUCUGUAGAUUACACUUGUGACCCUGGAUACUUGCUCAUGGGAAAUAAAACAAUUUGCUGUCUGUCUUCAGGAGCUUGGAGUCUUUCUGCCCCACAUUGUAAAGGUACUGAUGGUUUCAACUUGGGCUACUUUUUUUUUUUAACAAAAGAAUGGACAUUGGGAGGUGAAAUUAUAUUACCAUCUAUCUUUAGGUACCAAUUAACUGACCAUGUUUAUAAGCUCUGUUGGCAUCCUGAAGUGGGGACUGGGUUUUGGUUCCAAAAGAUUCCACUUUGUAAAGAAGUGAAUUGUAGCCUUCCGGAGUUCAUGAUUGGUGCCCAGAAUGUAUCAACUAAAAAAACAUAUAAUUUUGGAGCUAUCUUUACUCUGAAGUGUGAUGAAGGAUAUAUGCUAGAAGGCAGUCCUCAGAGCCAAUGUCAGGAAGAUCAAAGAUGGGACCCCCCUUUAGCAGCCUGUAAAUCAGUGAGUUUUUCUUCCCUUCAAAGCUCCCAAGGACCUGUUGUUCUCAGUGGCAUCCUUUUGGGUUCAAUUCUGCUCAUCAUAUUUGUUGGCGUCACAUUGGCAAUAAUAUCAAAACACAGAGAAGGCAAUUAUUAUACUAAUGAAAAUCAUAAAGAAGCAACUAUCCCCGUAGAGAUACAAGAAACUUCCAUUAACGAUGCUUACAGCCUUGCAGCUUAACCAGAAGGCUAACAGCUAAAAGAGAAAUCUGAUGUUUCAGUUAUCUUUGAAAUGCUAUGAGAUUGGAAAGCAAUCUUGGAAUGAAGCUUUAACCUUGAUUUGAAAGAAACCACUCUGCUUCUGGAAGGUACCCACACAGGACAUCAAAGUCUUAGAAUUGAUUUUACAGAGAUGCAACUUUUAUCAGAACUUGAACUCAGGUAGAACAAAGCAAAAGCGGCUCUGUAAUGGUGGAAACUGAAUUCUGUUGCUGUUUUCUUCUCAGUGACUAUCCUCCAUGACUGGCAUCUUGCCAGAAUGCAGCUACAAGCACUUGCAGACUUCUGAAUCUUACACAUUUUUUCAUAUCAACCCUAGUAGAAGUUUUCGUUGUUUUUUUUUAGUUGGACCAUGUAAAUUCUGAUUACCUUCAUUCAACCUAGCCAUCCUCUUUGCUUUUGUUAUCAGCAUACUGAUUGUUAUUUGCACACUGGACUGAGACAUGGUUUUAGUAAUUUAAAGAAAGAUGGUGAAACAUUUUCUCUACAUUUACUUGGGCUUUACUCAAUUGGGAGGCAGCCUUAAAAACAUUUAGUUUCUUUUUUAGUUAUAAAAGGCAGCAUUUUGCUUUUUUUCCCUCUCAGGUUAAAGUUAGUUCAAUAUCUGCCUUGAAUUUCCCUAUGACACAGUAAUUCAUGAAAGUGAUUUCAUGAAUUAAUUUAAUAACAUGAUUAAGGGAGUUGCUUUGGUUGGCAGUAAGAGAAAUUGGGGGAGGUGGGGGGUAUUGAAGCUUUUGUUACUCCUUUAUUUGUAUUUCAAACGUUUUAUUUUCUUGUUUUAAAAAAGUGUUUAACUUUUUAAUUAAUAAAUUGAAAUUAUU